Messenger RNA from Oryza brachyantha (malo sina), 869 nucleotides. RefSeq lists its product as uncharacterized. NCBI's taxonomy places the organism in Eukaryota, Viridiplantae, Streptophyta, Magnoliopsida, Poales, Poaceae. The transcript is spliced from 2 exons. The record is from RefSeq and is a predicted model, not a curated record. Bases 173 to 769 code for a protein of 198 amino acids.
AAAGGAUCCAAACUUUCCUACUGUCCAUGACAGAAUUAGGAAAGAUCGUCGCAUGUGACCACAUUUUAAAGAUUGUAUUGGAGCGGUUGAUGGGACUCAUAUCCUUGCAGUAGUUCCAGAUGAUGAGAAGAUUAGAUAUAUCGGUAGAUCUAAAUCAACAACUCAAAAUGUGAUGGCUAUUUGUGAUCAUGAUAUGAGAUUUACCUAUGCAUCUAUUGGGCAACCUGGGUCAAUGCAUGACACAACCGUGUUAUUUACUGCACUUCAAACUGAUUUAACUAUCUUUCCUCAUCCUCCACAAGGGAAAUAUUAUCUUGUCGAUGCUGGCUAUCCAAAUCGCCUAGGGUACUUAGCGCCAUAUAAGGGACGAAGAUACCAUGUCCCAGAAUUUCGGAGAGGUACAGCGCCGAGUGGUGAGAAAGAAAAAUUCAACUUCUUACACUCCAGUUUGCGCACCAUCAUUGAGAGAUGCUUUGGUGUAUGGAAGAUGAAGUGGCGGAUUCUACUCAAAAUGCCUAGCUUUCCAAUGUGGAAACAGAAGAUGGUUGUGGCGGCAACAAUGGCAUUGCAUAAUUUCAUUCAUGACCAUGAUGCGCCGGAUAGGCAUUUUCAUAGGUUUGAGAGGAAUCCAGAUUAUGUGCCUACCAUUCCAUCUAGAUUUAGGAUAUAUGUGUUUUCUCAAGAUGCAUCGGAUACAUCCACUGAGGGUCAAAAUGAUGUAUCCAUGGAUGCAUUUCGUGAUGACCUAGCCGGUCGUAUUGCAGGAUGAUGGACAUAUGCCAUAUUUUAUGUUGUUCCAUGGUCUUUUGCUUUAUCUUUUGAUGACAAUGCUUCUAGUUAUUAUUAGUAGACAUUUAUAUUAUUAAAUA